Paralichthys olivaceus (Japanese flounder) is the source of this 4364-nucleotide messenger RNA. RefSeq names its product transmembrane protein 168-like. Lineage: Eukaryota; Metazoa; Chordata; Actinopteri; Pleuronectiformes; Paralichthyidae. The record is from RefSeq and is a predicted model, not a curated record.
UACACGCAGUUUUUAACCCACAAUCCCACACACACACAAGGGGCUCAUAGACAUGCAAAUAUGGAGAGAGAUGGUAGAGUGAUGGGCAGCCCUGGAGAAGCGCCCUGCGAGCAAUUGGUGAGUUUGGUGCCUUGCUCAAGGGCACCUCAGCAGUGCUACUGCUGCCCCCAGGAUUACUUCAUGUAGUAAUACUGCACAUUAGAAUGAGACCAUUUCCACAGGUACCAGACUGUAUGGGUACAUUGGAAUACUUGCGUUUGGUACACAGAAUCCGCUUUUGUAGGAGAAGCUGGCAAACAGGCAAAUUAAAAUAGCAGCACAAAACUAUAAAUACUCAAAAUACAGUGAAAAAAAAUAAAUAUUGUUUUUAAUUGUCAUUUGUCUGGUGAUUUUCUGUUUCUUCUUGUUUUGUGACCUGCUUGUUGUGUCAUAUCUCUUUGAGGCUAGUUUUCUGUGUCCAUGUGACCAUUUUGUGUCUCAAUUGACAUUUUGUGUGUCUGGGGUCCUUUUUUGUAUCUUUCUGGUCAUUUUGUGUAAUUCGUGUCAAUUGCCAUUUGUCGGCUGUUCUGUAUAGUUUACGUGUGUCUUUGAGGACAUAUAGUGUCUUUAUGGUCAUUGUCUGUGUCUAUAAAGCUUUAUUUGUGUCUGUGUCAUUUUCCAUCCCGUUGUCCUCACUGUUUGAUCAUUUGACAAAGUUGAGGUCAAUCCAUGCUCUUUCACUGACCUCGAAUAGUUUCUAACAAGAAACAUCGACGAUGGCUUCAUACAGAAGACAUAUUUCAACCAAAUUCUAUUAAACUUACAUAUUUAUAACAUAUCAGACAUUUGAAAUAAAUUUAAAAAACUCCGAUUUGACUGAUGACUUUCACUUGUUGACCCUCUGCGCUUGCCGUAGUCAGAGCGUGUCAUGGCGACUUUGAUCAGAUCAAAACUUUUAGCGUCCCAAACUUUUUGACCUGAUGUGUUCCCCGCGGUCCUGACAGCUGCACCCUGCUCCCUCCGGCCUGUGUCCAGUGAAGCGGAUGAAACGAUGACAGAGCUGCGGUCUUCAGGAUGUCACUGUUGAAGAUGCUCCGCUGAUAGCUAGCUGUAGCUAAGCUAGCCACGCAGCAGCUCAACUUGUUGCGGAAGUCAGUCGCGGGGUUUGUAAUGUCUCCCCGGGCUGUGAACAGACUAUAGCCCGCCAAAGUGCCGGUUUAUUUCGGUCUUAAAUAUCAGAAUGUCUCGAUUCCUACGCUAUUGUGUCAGCCACUGCCUCCACACAACCAUGGCCCGACUGGGGGAGGUUAGCAUGUGGUCGCCGGUGCAGUGGCUCGGGUACCUGCCCAGGCUCACCCUGCUGCUCGCCCUGUGCCUGGGGAUGUACGCCCGCUGGGAGAGGACCGCGGACUCCACGUUCCUCGUCAUCUUCGUGCUGGCUCUGGUCGUCCCGGGGGUGGCCAGCAUACUGUACUUCUACUUCAGCACGGAGCGGGUGAGCCGCAGCAUCCUCUACCUGUGUUUCGGCUUCCUGCUGGGGCAGCUGUGCCUCCUCAACAGCCCGGCUCCGCAGGGCGACGUGAAGGAGCAGGCGGCCGACUACCUGCUGCUGGCCAGCGUGGUUCUGAGGACGCUGUGUGCGCUGCUGGAGAGGCUGCUGGGGUGCGCCCGGUACCGACCCGCCUUCCUCACCUCGGCGGAGCUGCUGGAGCUGGUGGGCUUCGCCGCCGCCAGCACCGCGCUGCUCCCCCGGGAGUCCCUGAGCGUGAUGGUGCUGGUCGUGGCGCUGGCCGCCGUCAUAAUCGCCCUCCGGAUGAAAGCGCUGCUGGCUCUCUUAAACCUGGGGUUCUUCUCCGCCGUCACCGCGGUGUGGUUCUUUAAGUCGCUGGAAGUCACCACCAACCCGUUCGCCCUCGCCUGCUUCUUCAGCCAGCUCAUCUGCGACCCCCUGCUGGAUGUCUACUUCAGCGGCCUCUCCGUGACCGAGCGCUGGCAGCCCUUCCUGCUGUGGAGGGGGCUGUGGCGGCGGCUGUCCCUGCUGCCUCUUCUGGCGGUGGAGGUGACCUUCAUCGUCCUGGCCGGCCGGAAGCUCACGGACCGGGACCGGUGGUACUUCAUGAUCCCAGGAUUUGUGGUGUGUCUGAUCUUCUGGUGCAUCUCCCACCUGGUGUUUGUCAUCACUGUGUGGGGCUUCAACACCAAGCUCAGUGAGUGCCAGAGGCUGGGCCUGUCCCAGGGGUCAGGGGUCAGCAGACUGGACAAGAUCAUGGCCUCCAGGGGCAUGAGACACUUCUGCCUCAUCUCUGAGCGCCUGGUGAGCCUGGCCCUGGUCGCUACUGCUGCUGUUGCUGCUCUUUGUUGGCAGGCCUCCAGCAGCCUCUUCUUGAGCGUGGUUCUGCUGGUCUUUCCUCUCGAGUCUCUGUUCCAUGGGCUUUUCUAUGAGCUGGGGAGCUGCCUGGGAGGAACCUGUGUGGGCUACGCGCUGGUCAUUCCCACCAACUACUGCAGCCCCGACGGUCAGCCCAUGCUGCUGCCUCCGGACCAGGUGCAAGAUCUGAACAGGCGCUCCACAGGCAUGUUGAACAGCGUGCAGCGCUUCUUCGCCCACCACCUGAUCGAGACUUUCGGCUGUGACUAUUCCACCAGCGGCGUGACUCUCGAGGCCCUGCAGGUCAAGAUCAAAUCCUUCUUGGACCUCCGCACGGAAGACGGGCCACGCCACGACACCUACGUGAUCUACUACAGCGGUCAUACCCACAGAAGUGGAGAGUGGGCGCUGGCAGGAGGAGACACUCUUCGCUUGGAGCACAUCUUGGAGUGGUGGCGGGAGAAGAACAGCAGAUUCUGCUCGCGCCUCAUUCUGGUGCUGGACUGUGACAACUCGUUGCAAUGGGUGAAGGGGAUCCAGAAGGUGGAGGGCCCGUACAUAGCGGUGCAGGGAGCGACGCUCGCCAGGGUGCCAGAUGUGGAGCUGCAGGACACACCGCAGCUAGGAGACUUUACCUCUCAGUGGGUGGAGUAUAACUGCAACUCGAACAGCAACAUCCAGUGGUCUGGGAGUGGCAGGGUGGUCUCUGCCAUAUACGGAAUCUCCAAACACUGGAGUGACUACAAGCUGCACCUGCCAACCGGAAACGACGUCACCAACCACUUGAGCAUGUACUAUCCCGAGAUGACGCACCCGGUGGUGCAGUUGGUUAUGGGGUGCGACAGAAUGAAUGAGGUGUCGAUCUGCGGCACCUGCCUGCAAUGCUUCAAGAGGCUCAAACUCAACUGGUUCCCACCAGCGAUACUGGACACAGGUCUAGGCUUCAAACUGGUCCGAUCUUAGAAACACAAACAGGGAAUUUUUAUUUCUAGAAUUCACACAACAUUUUUCUAAAACACGUAAAAAAAAACAUAUCCCUAACCAGUAUUGUUUUUUGUUACAGCUAAACUAAUCACAGUUACUGAUUCAUUGAUUUCAAAGGUUUGUCUCUUUAGUACCAGUUUUCUACUCUUUGCAGAUUAUUUUAUAGAUGUGUUUUUUUAGCUUUGAGAUCCCAGUUCAUUUUGAGACUGAGCACAUUUACAAAUAUGCACAUUAUUGCCUUGUAUUUCCUAUUAUGGAUUCUUGUGCACAUUCGCAAGGUGCCAUUUACCACAGAAGCACCAAAGAACAUCAAACUCUAAAACCGUAAACCAAAGAGGCUGUGGUACAUGUUCAGACGACGAUCUCAGGCGUAAAGGAAAGUCUAAGCGGUCUGUUUCUAGAGCUUAAAAUCGUAUAUUUUGGUAGUGAAAUGAUUUUUAAUUACACUCCGGUGUUCUAUGCACUGCUUUGCUAAUGCUUGAUAUCCACUCUAGCUGCUCCAGGGAGUCCAGAGAGUAUUUUAUCUGUACUGAUUAAUCCAGUACUGAAGUAAUGUGUGAGAAUGACAGUAGUUACAUCUGCGUUAACCCCAGAAUGGGUUCACUGCAGUGCACUGGGCUUGUUGAGGGAUUAGCUGAAGGACAGUGACUGAAGAAUGGAUGAAACUAUGCAAUUAAAGACAAGUGGGACACUGCUCCACUUGUUCAUUUAAUAGGCCUCUAUAAAACACUUUGCCUUAAACUAAGUGAAGCAGGUUAAUUCAUGUGUUACAUAGAGGUAAACAACAUAAAUCCAAUCUUCCAUUCACAACUAAAAUGCUCUGCACUAGGGAAACACUUUAUGGGGCUGGGUAUUUCUUAAAAACUUUCUUAAAAGUCGCCUGAAAAUAAAUAAUGUAAAAUUAUGAUUGUUGUAUUGAAACUGCACAUGUAAUGUAAAGUUUGGCUGGGUUCUAACAUCUUUGCUGAAUUUCUGGAAUGAAGUGCUCCUUUUAAACCGCCUGUCAUUCCUUUUAAAGAACAAAGAAACUAAA